Messenger RNA from Pecten maximus, 2869 nucleotides. RefSeq lists its product as uncharacterized. The transcript is spliced from 4 exons. NCBI's taxonomy places the organism in Eukaryota, Metazoa, Mollusca, Bivalvia, Pectinida, Pectinidae. The record is from RefSeq and is a predicted model, not a curated record. The coding region runs from base 228 to 1433 and encodes 401 amino acids.
AGGUAGGGAGCAUGUAGUGUUCAGUCGGUGAUUGGGAUGUACUGAGACCAUUGGGACAUUACAGAACUGUACAGCUGUAUCCUUCCUAGAGAAAUUAAAGAACUGCAAUGUCAAAUCACUGUCGUGACAAUCAUUAGGCUGACGUGGGACAUAUAUAAUGGGGAAGAUGGAAUGCGCUGACUUAUAUCAUUGUUGACAUUUGAAGACUGGCCUUGUAUAGAAAACUUAUGGAGGAGUCGAUUGCUUCAGAACUGGACACAUCUCAAAAAGUCCUCUCGGAUUUCAGGAAGGGUUAUACAACUGUACAAAUGCCUGGUAAAUGUUCAUAUCUGGAAUCAGUCCUGGAUGUCAAUAAUUCAAAUUCAUCAACAAUAAUUGUUUCGGUGGAAUCACCACAAAGUGUAAUGAAAUCACCAUGUAUUAACUUAAAUACAAGUGCACUAUCUCAAAAUAUGUCGUCAUCACCGAAAGACAAUAUUCAUAAUAUGGGCGCGCCAUUACCAUCAUUGUCACCAGUAAAGGAAUUGAAGGAAAAUACAACCGAACCCCUAGAAAGUGAUCCCGUUUUUUCUGUACAAUCACCGAGGCCUUAUCCACGAAGGGAGGAAAAUCAGGUUCUCUCCUGUUUUGGAGCCGAUAAAAAAGCGGCUGAUAUUAGUUACAGAACUGAACAGAAUAUUUGUGUUGCAGAAGACAAUGCUGGUGACAUAUUCGGACAAGGUCCGGUCAUUGUACUGGAGUCGACUGGAAGGUGCUUCAGUUGUGGUAGACAAUGUACCAAUAGGGAGGAACGUUUUAACGCUGACGAAACGUCAACGGGGUCAAGUAUGAAAUGUUGUAAUACGUCUACAAACAAAUACUCGGACGGAAUUUCAGAAGGAUCGUUCGGCGAUCAAUCAAAUGAAGAUAUUGCUAAUGACUGCAAUAACAUGCCUUCACAUAACGAACUGGUGGUCAAGCAAGUUUUGAUUAAGGACGAGCAAACACGGGAACACUGUUUAAAUUCCUCAUCGUGUGACAUACAAGGUACGAAAAAAGACUGUAUUAAUCAGUCAACUAAUUUUUUCGCCAAGACGAAUGGAAAUACUGGUGAUGAUGACGACAGGUUUAGGAGCGGGGAAACGGAGGAACAAAUAAAUGAAAACCGGGAAUCACAAGGCCAUGACGAAAAGAAUUAUAAUUGCCAAAAUCGCAAGGUUAAUAUAGAUGUUCAUCUUUUCGAUGAAUCACAAACUGAAUCUUUGUUGUCAAAGACGUCACCCGACUCAGCUUUAAACUCGGAUUCCCGUUAUGCCGAGGCACUGGCACGGCGGGAGGAAAUGGUAAAGGAUCUCGGCGUGGAUGGGUCAGGGCUCCGGGUCAUGUGCUGUAUGUUAGCAAUUAUACUGGUGUUUGCUAUCGUCAUUAUUAUCAUUGCUGUUGUAGGAUUAUAAGGCGAUGGUUUGACUCGAAAAUUUCCCGGAAACAGAUGAUAAAAAGGAUGUUUUAAUUAACUAAUUAACGCAUUGAUAGAAAGGAAUAAAAACAAAUCAUGAUUAGAAGGUGUUAUUGUCAUACUUGACCAUCAUUCGAUUGAAACAAAUAUCAAGCAAUGGUCAUGAGCUGUUAGUUUAAUGAAACAUGCAAUGCAAACAAAAAUGUUUGAUUCGAAUACACAUUGGAAAUGAAAUGUUUGACUGAAAUGUUCAUUGGAAACAUAAGUUUACCAAGAUUAAUGAGGAGAUUGUUUGCUGAAAUUUCCAAUCGAAACAAAAAGUGAGCCUGGAAUAUCAAAUUGGAACACGAAUUUUUGCUAGAAUAUCCACGGAAACAUGUAGAUUGAGUGAAAAAGGGAAAGAAAACAAAAAUGUUUGGUUGGAAUAUUCAGUGAAACACAUUUAGAAAGUUUGACUUGAACAUUUAAUAUGAAUAGAAUGUUUGGGUGAAAUAUUCAGUGGCAUCAAAACUUUUGACUGGAAUAUUAAUGGAAACCAAUGAUUUCACUGGAAUAUAGUUAAUGAAAACAAAACGUCUGUCUGAAAUAUUCAUUGAAACAAGUUUGACUGGCAUAUCGCCUAUUCUAUUGCGAUAUUUGUUUUUGAAUUUUGCGAAUCAAUUUAAAUCGGAAAAACUGAAAAUUUUCCACUGUCUUUUGUACAAAUUAUUUCCGUUUUGCUUGCCCACUUCGGCAACAACGAAGUAAUGCUAUAUGACUUUUUUUCUGAAAUGACAAAUUCUGAAAUAACGUUUUUACUGAGACAACGAAGCGUUUCUCUGGUCCAUACUUAUAUUUCCAACCUGUAACAACUCCGCCCCGAAAGAUCACGACCCGGGGUUCAUUACCCGUGAUUGGGUGAUAUCACGAGCCGUCGGUGCUUUCGAAACGCUCGCUUGUGAAUUUUACCGCUGUUUAGCUACGUCUCCCUGCCCUGAAUUUAGUUCUCUUUAUUACGAAAUAUGGCUUCGACAAACAAGCGGACGACAUUGUCAUUGGAGAAACAACAAAUGAAAGUUUUGAAGGGAUCGGACACUUAAUAUAACCAAAAAUUGUUUCGAGGAGGAGGCCCUAAACGAACGCACAUCAUUUAUGUCAAGGCCAUUCCCAUAUAGAUCUGAGCUUCAAUAUGUCGUGUAGUCCCUUGAAAUAUGUCAUAGACAAAGUGGAAAAUAUUAAGCCUUGUACCCAGCAACAUUGAAACCGUGAGUUGAUAUGAAAUUAUUGUUGUUUUCUUCAAAAUAAAUGCCCUGGGUACAUUUAUUAUGAUUUUAUGAUUUACUUUACAAAUAAACCUGAUAUACGAUAUUCAAUUGGAGCAAAAUCACUGAAUGAAAUAUUCCACAUAAGCAAAAAAAAACAAACUCGUUUAUUCAUUGCAAAUACAAAUAUCUA